AGCAAAAAUAAAGGAAUUGGCCUCACUGUUCCAAUACUUUUGGAGGGCACUGUAUUUGCAAGUGUUGACAAUGACACUGUUUUUGUUGGAUUCCGUUUAGGUUAGUCCACCUUUGUUCGUUGUGCAGUGUCUGAUCAGAUAUUAUACCAUCCACACACUGUGUACAUCACCAUGUGGUUACUGUCAAUAAAUUGUUCUGAAUUUCUCGCAUUUGAUGUCUUUUUGUAUGGCAAUAGCAAGACUAGUACGGUGUGUGAAUUUGCUGGGUCUUGAAAAGGGUGCUUUUCAGUCCUCCACAACUAGAGGCGCAGUGCUGCAAACUUGUCUCUCGUUGCUUUGUUGCGCAUGCGUACAUUGUAUGUUUUUUUACCGGGAUUUUGCAAGGAGUGACAACGACAUCAGAAGCCAACUUGAAGUAACUAGUUGAUGUGUGAUCAGCCCUUUCGUCUAUUUCUGUAUAUUUCACAUGGAUAUAGAGGGUGGCACACACGAACCAGGAUUCGUUGGAAUCCGGUUUUGUCAGGAAUGUAACAACAUGUUGUAUCCCAAAGAAGACAAGGAAAAUCGUAUCCUACUGUACGCAUGCAGAAAUUGUGACUACCAACAAGAGGCAGACAACAGCUGUAUCUAUGUCAACAAGAUCACACACGAAGUUGAUGAGCUGACACAAAUCAUUGCAGAUGUAUCCCAGGAUCCAACACUACCACGGACAGAAGAUCACCCAUGUCCAAAGUGCGGCCACAAGGAGGCAGUGUUCUUCCAGUCCCACAGUAUGAAGGCUGAGGAUGCCAUGAGGCUGUACUACGUAUGCACUGCCCCUCACUGUGGACAUCGCUGGACAGAGUGAGGAAGAGGUUGACGACUGCCUCCGCAGGUCCUGUUGUCUGUCAAGUCAGCUUCACCUUCUUACAAGGGUUUUGAAAUGUCACUGUUUAAAACCAGAUACUGGGAAACUGUGAGGGUCAAGCUUUUUUACUUUGCCCAUGGAGUCUGUUCAAACUAUGAAAAACGUGUGGUUUGUACGUAAAUUAAAGUUAAGGGGAAAGUAAGAAGAAAGACAUUAUGGAGAAAUGGCUACAGUAGGAACUGUAUGGAUAUUGUGUUUAUAUUGAAGUAGUCUUAGUACUUUUUACUGAUAUGUACCACCUAUUUUUGUUUUUGAAAUUUAAAAUAUUAAAAGAACAAAUGUGUUCUCCACAAAAA
Molecule: messenger RNA, 1203 nt
Organism: Hypomesus transpacificus
Lineage: Eukaryota; Metazoa; Chordata; Actinopteri; Osmeriformes; Osmeridae
Gene: polr2i
Product: RNA polymerase II subunit I
Exons: 6
Coding region: 467-847 (126 amino acids)
Biological process (GO): maintenance of transcriptional fidelity during transcription elongation by RNA polymerase II; DNA-templated transcription; transcription initiation at RNA polymerase II promoter
Cellular component (GO): RNA polymerase II, core complex
Molecular function (GO): zinc ion binding; nucleic acid binding; protein binding
Source: RefSeq, a predicted model, not a curated record